CAGUGGUCGCGUUUCGUUGUUAAAGCUAGUUCGAAGAAGAAGAAAACAGCUGUUUAUUGUUUUGGUCGCAGGUUUAGGAAAACAUUUACGAACAUGCUGCGAAAACUCUUAUUUAACACUCAAGUUGUAUUAAAACAACAACCAAAUAUACAUCACAUAAGACAUCUGGCAAGUCAGAAGAUUUUGGAACUCCAGCAAGUCCACAUAGAUGAGGCCAUAAAGUUGGAGCCUACUUUGUCAAUUUUCACACCUGAGAUUUGGCAAAGAGCCCAUGAAACAUUUAAAAAUCACGGCUUGGAAACAGUAAACUUCCUCAGAAUUGUUACCGGAAAUCCUUCAGUUCUAAAGCGAACGCCGGAUAAAAUCAUCAACAGCCUGGAAAUCUGGAGAGCCUGUCAGUUUGGCGAAAAUCUGCUGCACCUGCUUCUUACAAAAUAUCCAGAAUUAUUGGAUGUAAGUGACCCCCACCAGCUACUGUCUCACAUAGGCUUUCUGAAAAGUCGCGUGUCCACCAGCAAAAAUGUUUGGAAACUGCUGAUGAACAGUCCGGACUUAAUAGCACAACCGGAGGCAUCCUUGGAGGAAAAAAUAAACUUCAUAAAAGAUGUAAUGCGCAUUGAAGUGCCUGAGAUAGUGAAAUCAUCAGCCCUAACUUUGCCUUUUGAGGAGCUGCGUUGUCGUCACGAGUUUUUGAUUCGCUUGGGUUUGUUUAAGCCCAGACCUCUGAAAGCCGAUCCCAAUGAUCCCACUACAAACCACAAGCUAUAUCAAAUUACGGACACGUCGGAGAAAAGUUUUGCCACAAAGAUUUGUCAUGUCACCCUGCCGGAAUACGAAGCCUUUAAGGAGCUCUUCGCCAAAGAACUGGAGAGAAAGUCCAGAAAAGCCAAGGAAGAAGAGGACUUCAGUGAUGAAGAUGACGUUUAGGAUUAAAAUAAAAUAAAUUGUAUCAAGUUA
Molecule: messenger RNA, 957 nt
Organism: Drosophila ficusphila
Lineage: Eukaryota; Metazoa; Arthropoda; Insecta; Diptera; Drosophilidae
Exons: 2
Coding region: 94-927 (277 amino acids)
Biological process (GO): regulation of DNA-templated transcription
Molecular function (GO): double-stranded DNA binding
Source: RefSeq, a predicted model, not a curated record